Messenger RNA from Rhinolophus ferrumequinum (greater horseshoe bat), 458 nucleotides. It is a transcript of the gene CSF2, whose product is annotated as colony stimulating factor 2. Gene Ontology annotation, cellular component: extracellular region. The transcript is spliced from 4 exons. Gene Ontology annotation, biological process: immune response; myeloid cell differentiation. The record is from RefSeq and is a predicted model, not a curated record. Gene Ontology annotation, molecular function: granulocyte macrophage colony-stimulating factor receptor binding; growth factor activity; cytokine activity. Lineage: Eukaryota; Metazoa; Chordata; Mammalia; Chiroptera; Rhinolophidae. Bases 1 to 417 code for a protein of 138 amino acids.
AUGUGGCUGCAGAACCUGCUUCUCCUGGGCACUGUGGUCUGUAGCAUCUCCGCACCUACCCGCCCACCCAGCCCUGUCACCAGGCCCUUUCAGCAUGUGGAUGCCAUUAAGGAGGCCCUGAGCCUUCUGAACCAGAUCAGUGAGCCGGCUGCUAUGACGCAUGAAGCAGAAGUCGUCUCUGAAAUGUUUAAUCCCGAGAAGCCGACAUGCCUGCAGCAGCGCCUGCAGCUGUACACGCAGGGCCUGCAGGGCAACCUCACCAGGCUCGAGCGCCCCUUGACCUUGAUAGCCAAUCACUACAAGCAGCACUGCUCCUCUCCCACGGAAACUCCCUGUAAAACCGACACUGUCACCAUCAAAAUGCUCAAAGAAAUGCUGCGUGAAUUUCUGCUGAUCAUCCCCCUUGACUGCUGGUAGCCAGUCCAGAAGUGAGGUGGCCAGGCCAGGAGCCAGUCUUG